AUGGACGAAUCCUCGCGCGCACUCAGGAUCCUGCUCGCUGGAGGGCUGGCGGGGGCGGUGAGCCGUACAGCAACGGCGCCGGUGGACCGCGUGAAGCUUCUGCUGCAGGUGCAGGACAGCGGCACAGCGCUGACAGUGCGCGAUGGCUGGAACAGGAUGGUCUCCGAAGGCACGGCUCGCGCGUUCUUCCGGGGCAACGGCACGAACGUGAUCAAGAUCGCGCCGGAGACGGCGAUCAAGCUGACAUGCAACGAUCGGCUGAAGCGCGUCUUUGCCAGCGACCUCGAAAACAUCACCCCGCUGCAGCGCAUGGCCUCCGGCGCUCUCGCAGGCGCCGUGGCACAGUUCACAAUAUAUCCGUUGGAGCUGGUGCGGACGCGGCUGGCGGUGUGCCCGAUGGGCACGUACCGGGGCAUGUCGGACUGCUUCCGCCAGAUCGUACGCCUUGAGGGCUACCGUGCCUUCUACCGCGGCCUCUCCCCCUCCCUCAUUGGGAUAUUGCCGUACGCGGGGGUGGACAUAGCGACGUUCGAGGUGCUGAAGGAGUGGCUGCUGGACCACUAUGACGGCGCGCCUCCGCCAUACACCAUCCUGGCCGCCGGCAUGGCCUCCUCCACCAUCGCCCAAUUCUCCUCCUACCCACUCGCCCUCACCCGCACCCGCCUCCAGGCGCAGGGGUACUGCGGGCGGCCACACAAGUACACAGGCAUGAUGGACGUUCUCACGCAGGCCGUGCAGAAGGAGGGCGUCCGCGGCCUCUAUAAGGGCAUCCUGCCAAAUCUGGCCAAGGUGGCCCCUGCAGCCGGCAUCAGCUGGUUUGUGUUCGAGGAGGUCAAACUGCUUCUGGGCGUGGAUCCGCACUCAUAGCCAUAGCUACAAACUGUGCAAGUGGGCCGCAUUGAUCAGUGCUGCAGUCAAGACUUAAGAGCUCAGAGAAGACUGUGGAUCUGCUCGAGAUCAUGGGGCACGUACAGUCCAUAUACUGAGUCUGCGGUUGUGGUUUCUAGAAAGGCGCUGUUGCUUCCAGCCUAUUGCAGGUUGCAUGUUGCAUUGCUAUAAUUUAGAUGCUACAUGACCGGCAUUCCUUGUAGUGGC
Molecule: messenger RNA, 1095 nt
Organism: Coccomyxa subellipsoidea C-169
Lineage: Eukaryota; Viridiplantae; Chlorophyta; Trebouxiophyceae; Coccomyxaceae
Product: mitochondrial substrate carrier
Exons: 7
Coding region: 1-867 (288 amino acids)
Biological process (GO): transmembrane transport
Molecular function (GO): ATP transmembrane transporter activity
Source: RefSeq, a predicted model, not a curated record